AUGUGGACUAUUGGACCAGUAGUGGCUAGCACCCUCGCGUGGAGGAACUCGACAACUGUCGCCCUUGUGAAGGAGUCCUUUAAGGAAGACCAUCACGCACACGAUAGCGAUCUCAGCCAGGAACAAGAUAAGGGGCAGGUGCGUAAUGUGCAACAUGCCAUUGACUACGAUUACGCAUAUCAUCCAGCUAAGCGGAAGCUAAUCAACAUAGAGGUGUCUAAUAAUGGACACCCUACAAACCUAACCAAGGACACCAUGGUGAGCAUUAUUACAACGACAGUCACUGAUACAGAGAAGCUCAGGAAGCUCAUGAUAGCCACCAAUACGUAG
Trematosphaeria pertusa is the source of this 330-nucleotide messenger RNA. RefSeq lists its product as uncharacterized. NCBI's taxonomy places the organism in Eukaryota, Fungi, Ascomycota, Dothideomycetes, Pleosporales, Trematosphaeriaceae. The record is from RefSeq and is a predicted model, not a curated record. Bases 1 to 330 code for a protein of 109 amino acids. The transcript has 3 exons.